This is a messenger RNA of Anastrepha obliqua, 947 nucleotides long. RefSeq names its product cell cycle checkpoint protein RAD1 (gene Rad1). Gene Ontology annotation, cellular component: checkpoint clamp complex; nucleus. Gene Ontology annotation, molecular function: 3'-5' exonuclease activity. The transcript has 2 exons. Gene Ontology annotation, biological process: DNA repair; DNA damage checkpoint signaling. The record is from RefSeq and is a predicted model, not a curated record. Lineage: Eukaryota; Metazoa; Arthropoda; Insecta; Diptera; Tephritidae. The coding region runs from base 1 to 867 and encodes 288 amino acids.
AUGCAACAUUCAAAAACUCUUUAUGAGAAAGGGAUCUUAAAAAAUAUAAGAAUGUUAACACAACGGCAAUACUCGAAUUUUAAAUUCGUGGCCCGUUUGGAUCAAAUAAAAACAUUUUACACGGGCAUAAAAGCAUUGAGUUUUGAAAACAAUGGCAAAUUCCAAAUAAGUGAGGAUGGCCUACGUGUCACCGUGGAAGAGGGCCAAAGUGUACAGGCGAAUCUCUAUAUGACUGCUUCAUGUUUUGCUGAGUUUCACGUAGUAGAUAUGGUAACCUUUGGCAUAAACAUGAGCAUCAUCUCCGAGUGUUUAGGUCUUUUCGCCGGCAUGCCAUGCAGCUUGAAAAUGUUCUAUAAAGGUCACGGUGCACCACUUGUACUUGUUCUACGACCCAACGAUGAGGCUGACAUUUCGGCUGAGUGCUCCAUUAAAACUACCAACGUUGAAGAUGUAAUCGAUUACAAUCUUGACGAGGAUAGUCCAAGCUUAAAUGUGGUCUUUGUAAGAGGACCUGCAUUGGCGCAUCUCUUUCAAGAGCUAAACAAGGCAGCGGAUGAGUUGAGAAUAAUUUUAUCACCACGACAGCCGCAUUUUAAAAUCGAAACUUUGGGUGUAAUGAAAACCGAGACUUUUGUUGAGGUAGCCAAAACUAGUGAUAUGAUGAUGUUGUUCAAUUGUCGUGAGACUACAUCGGCAUGCUACCGUAAUAGUGAGAUGCGUCUGACACACAAAGCCUUGGCGGCCGCCACCAAAGUGGCGAUAAAAACCGAUUUGAGUGGUUUACUGGAGAUGCAUUUUAUGAUGCAGUCCGAGGAGCAGACAGAAGUUUAUGUACAGUUUUAUAUAAUGCCGCUGGCGGAUAUUUAAGAUGUAUUGUUGCCGUUUUUUUUUGUGAGUUACUGAAAAAAAUCAUUUGCAUUACGCGGAAUUAUAUUUCUCAUCAACUA